Molecule: messenger RNA, 1893 nt
Organism: Leishmania mexicana MHOM/GT/2001/U1103
Lineage: Eukaryota; Euglenozoa; Kinetoplastea; Trypanosomatida; Trypanosomatidae
Exons: 1
Coding region: 1-1893 (630 amino acids)
Cellular component (GO): cytoplasm
Molecular function (GO): protein kinase binding
Source: RefSeq, a predicted model, not a curated record
AUGACAAAGAGCUCCCCGCAAACAGCGAAGAAGUUUGUGGAGUCAAUCUCGCUUGAUAUAGAUGUGGAGACAACACGGCAGCUGUUAUGCAGUAAAAAAGGCUUCGUUGCCCUGCCGUCCUCGAUUGGAGUCCUGUGCCGUCAGCUGCGGAAGCUGGACUUGUCGGCCAAUGACCUCACAGACCUCAGUCCACUGGCCACGCUGCAGCACCUCUCUAACCUGAACAUCGCACACAACGGCCGUCUGGCUUCGCUGAAGGGCUUGUCCGGGACGUGUCUCUCCGUUCUGAACAUCUCCUUCUGCGCGGUGGAGUCGCUGGAAGGGCUCGAGCACACCGCUCUCACCCUGCGCACCCUCAUUGCCAACGACAAUCGCCUGCAGUUACACUCCCCGCUCCUCGCCGAUGUCGUGGCGGCGACUGGCGAGGAUGCAGUGGAGAUGGAAGCUGCACGUGAGCACCUGCCUGAGUCCUUGCGCAGGAGCAGUAGUGACAGCGGUGCACACCUGCGUGCAGUGGCGCAGCGCAACUACGCCAUUUUUUCCACCUUUCAGCAGUGUGAGACUGUCGUGCUGUCCCGCAACACGCGCCUCUGCCAGCUCUUUCCGGCCUGGGGCGUGGAGGAGGUGGCGGCGGAGUGUGGUGAGGUUUCAGGUCGCGCAAGUGCAGCGGCGGAUGACGAGGGUAGCGACGACGCGGCCGACGGCACUUUCACCACCAUGUCCGCUGACGGCGACGGCGGCGAUUCCGCGAGUCGUGGAAAGAAGCACCGCGCGUCUGCGGCUAAGCGACGUAAUCAUCGAGGGAUCGCUGUACACCCGACGGAUCCGUCGGCCUCCGACACCGCUGCAGUCGCUCGCAAACCCGUCGGUGACUCACCCGAGAUGGCGGCGUACAAUCAGCGGCGGCACGCGCUGGCCUUGGCGCACCCCCUCUCUGUGUUUGAGAGGCUGUCACAGUUGAGGAAGCUGUCGCUGAGCGGCUGUGAGCUGCACUCGUUGCCAGUGCGGUGGUUUCUGCCCAAGGUGACGGAGCUGCGGCUGGCACAGAACCACCUCACCUCUCUUCAGCCGGACGGCGUCAUUUUGCGCUCCCUGCAUAUCCUCGACAUCAGCAGCAACCUCUUCGCAUCUGUGGCGUCCCUACGCCGGUGCCGCUACCUGGAGCAGCUGAACUUGCGUGGUAACCCGCUCAUCGAGGAGGGUGCCGUGCAGGACAAGGCAGCCGGACUAACCACCGCUGAGCGAAUCGCAGACGUGGCAUCGACAACCUCUUCCGCAGGCGCCAGUGCGGUUCCCAUCGCGGUGCAGCAGCGUCUCCUCCGCUUGUUCUCCAAUAUGAAGUUGCUGGACGGACAACGAAUGAUGACGGCGGGGCAGGUACGCGCCGCGUAUAUGCAGAGGAACGCGCGAUCGGCAGCAGAGUGGCAGGAAAAGUUGACCGAGAUGGGCAGUAGUGACGGCCCCGACAUUGUUGCUAGUCCGCAUGCGGCACGCGAUGAUGUAAGCGAUGCACACGCUGCCUCGGAUGAUAGCGAGAGGGGCAGUAGUUCCUGCGAAGCGCCACCCACGGCAGCAAUGGUGCGCACCGAGGCACGAUCCCCUGCCCGCAAAGCACGCCGUGUCGACUCUGCGGUCAUCGCCGCGGAGGCGGAUGAGAAGGAUGUCGUCGUCGAGGCUCCCUUGUCAGUGGUCAAGACUGCACACGCGCCGAUCGUGCGGCGGGAGCGCGUGCUGCUGCGUCCUGGAGCCGCCACUGCUUCAGGUUGUAACGCAGCCGCGGCGGGGCAGAAGCGAAAGGGUGGCCAGACUCCGACAUCACCCGCUUCUGUCGUUUACGGGCAGGCGGCGGUCGCAAAGCUGCUCGAGCAGAGCCGCAGCACGAAGGCGUGGUAG